UUAUAUAUUAUAUCCUUAAAAUCUGUUCUAGAGUUGGAUGCUCACCUCACCUUUCUUUCUAUUUUUUCUCUUACUAUUACAGAGCUCGCCGGAAACCUCAAUCGCCGGCGAGGAAACUUCUCCGGCGAUCAAAAAUUAAACAGCGAAAAGUAAAAGUCUUACUAUGGUAACAUCCUAUUCCUCUUCCUCAAUCUUCUCUGCUCCCUAUAGCUCUUCUCUUGCUCUCUCUUCCGUCAACCGCCAACCUUUCAAAGUUCCAAUUUUUCACCCUUUUUCAUUUCCGGCCAAAACUUCUAAUGGAUUUUCAGUUUCGAAUAAGAGAAUCAACAAUGGGGUUUUGUCUAUAUGCGCUUGCUCGACUUCUCCGUUCAUUGGAAGAGUUGGGUCUCAUAGAAGAGAAGGCGAAUCGUCAAUGCUUUCUUUUGGUAUAAACCCAGAAACGACGAAGACGAUGACGGAAGAUUCUGAAAAGGGUAAUGACUCUUCUCAAUUCUUGUCGGCAAUGCUUCCAUUCGUUGUUGCAGCCACUGCCAUUGCUGCUCUAGCUCAACCUUCAACUUUUACUUGGGUAUCAAAAGAUUUAUAUGCCCCUGCUCUUGGUGGGAUCAUGUUGUCUAUUGGAAUCAAACUUUCCAUUGAUGAUUUUGCUCUUGCAUUUAGAAGACCUUUACCGCUCUCUGUUGGGUUUAUAGCUCAGUAUGCUUUGAAACCGGUUCUUGGAGUAUUAAUUGCAAAGGCAUGCGGGGUGUCCCCGAUGUUCUUCGCGGGGUUUGUCCUUACCUCUUGUGUUGCUGGAGCUCAGCUAUCUAGCUAUGCUAGUUUUCUGAGCAAAGGGGAUGUGGCCAUAAGCAUUCUUCUCACUAGCACAUCCACCAUUGCCUCAGUUCUUGUUACACCUCUACUAACCGGCCUUCUAAUCGGUUCUGUUGUUCCUGUUGAUGCUGUGGCCAUGUCAAAGUCAAUUUUGCAAGUAGUUCUUGUUCCAGUCACUCUCGGCCUUGUGCUCAAUACUUAUGCAAAACCUGUUGUAAGAGUCCUUCAACCAUUGAUGCCUUAUGUUGCCAUGAUUUGUACUUCAUUGUGCAUAGGAAGCCCUCUUGCCAUAAACCGUAGCCAAAUUCUUUCCCCGGAAGGGUUUCGUUUGGUGUUUCCAGUAGUGGCGUUUCACACAGUAGCCUUUACUUUGGGUUAUUGGGUGUCCAAAGUUCCAGCCUGGAGGCAAGAAGAAGAAGUGAGCAGAACAAUAUCACUAUGCACAGGAAUGCAAAGCUCAACCUUAGCAGGGCUGUUGGCAACUCAAUUCCUAGGUAGCAGCCAGGCUGUUCCUCCGGCUUGUUCGGUAGUUGCUAUGGCUAUUAUGGGCCUAUGUCUAGCCUCUUUCUGGGGUAGUGGCUAUAGAAUCAGAGACAUACCAUCCCUUCUAACACAUCAAACUGGCUCCACUGUCAAAGCAUGAAGCCACAGAAGGAAUAGUUUUGGAGUCUGGUUUUUAGUGCUAGUUUAGUGUUACAUCAUUCAGAGGGUCAAAGCAUAUACAUAUAGAGGUGAAGAAUAAGGAACAAGUGUUGGAUAGUAAUGUUGGAAGAAGCAGAUGUAGGAAGAAAGAACUAGUAAAGAGUUGUGUAGUUUGACUGACUGUACAUCUUUAAUGUAAGCAGUUAAUCCAGUUUCUAUUGUUGUAUAUAUUAUGUAAACUUGACAGAAGUAUAUAUAGUUGACAAUAUACAUUGCAUAUACUCUAAGAUAUAGGCAAUGAAUGCAUUUUUUUCCUUGCUUA
Messenger RNA from Cannabis sativa, 1777 nucleotides. Its product is annotated as probable sodium/metabolite cotransporter BASS3, chloroplastic. The transcript is spliced from 5 exons. Gene Ontology annotation, cellular component: membrane. The coding region runs from base 164 to 1456 and encodes 430 amino acids. The record is from RefSeq and is a predicted model, not a curated record. NCBI's taxonomy places the organism in Eukaryota, Viridiplantae, Streptophyta, Magnoliopsida, Rosales, Cannabaceae.